Salvelinus namaycush (lake trout) is the source of this 1671-nucleotide messenger RNA. RefSeq names its product MAGUK p55 subfamily member 2-like. The record is from RefSeq and is a predicted model, not a curated record. Bases 1 to 1671 code for a protein of 556 amino acids. Lineage: Eukaryota; Metazoa; Chordata; Actinopteri; Salmoniformes; Salmonidae. The transcript has 11 exons. Gene Ontology annotation, cellular component: cell-cell junction; plasma membrane. Gene Ontology annotation, molecular function: protein binding.
AUGCAGCAGGUUAUGGACACUCUGAGUAACAGCACCAGCUCCACCAUGGCCAAUGACCUGGACCUCAUCUUCCUCAAAGGCAUCAUGGAGAGCCCCGUGGUGAGAAUAUAUGUACCUACAGUAUACCUACUUGUCUAUGGUGCCCAUGAGAACCUGGAGGAGUCCAAGCUGGAGGCGGUGAGUGACAACAACAUGGAGCUGGUGCAGAACAUCCUGAAGGAGCUCACUCCCCUCACACACAGGAACAAGGCUGCAGACGAACUGGCACGCAUACUGAAGGAGCCACACUUCCAGUCUCUCCUGGAAACCCAUGAUUCGGUGGCAUCCAAGACCUUUGAGACCCCUCCUCCCAGCCCCUGUUCCUUCAUGGACGCUGCCUUCAACACCCAGCCUGUUGCCCCAGACGCAGUCAGGAUGGUGGGCAUCCGCAAGGUGUCUGGAGAGCACCUGGGUGUGACGUUUCGGGUAGAGAGCGGAGAGCUGGUGAUCGCCCGCAUCCUCCACGGCGGGAUGAUCGACCAGCAGGGCCUCCUCCACGUGGGUGACAUUAUCAAGGAGGUGAACGCGAAAGAGGUGGGCAACGACCCCAAGGUGCUCCAGCAGAUGCUGAAAGAGGCCAGCGGCAGUGUGGUGCUCAAGAUCCUCCCCAGCUACCAGGAGCCUCACACCCCGCGCCAGGCGUAUGUGAAGUGUCACUUUGACUACGCCCCGUCCCAUGACAACUUAAUCCCCUGUAAGGAGGCAGGCCUGGGCUUCAGCAGUGGAGACAUCCUGCAGCUCUUCAACCAGGAGGACCUCAACUGGUGGCAGGCAUGUCACCUAGUGGGGGGCAGUGCAGGCCUCAUUCCUAGCCAGCUACUGGAGGAGAAGAGGAAGGCUUUUGUCAAGAGAGAUCUGGAGCUGACAACAUUUUGUGUGUUGCCUUUCUCAGGUCCUCUUUGUUCUGGAAUGGGUGCGAAGAAGAAAAAAAAGAUGAUGUAUCUGACAACCAAAAAUGCAGAGUUUGAUCGGCACGAGCUGAGGAUCUACGAGGAGGUGGCCAAGGUUUCCCCGUUUCGCCGGAAGACGUUGGUUCUGAUUGGAGCACAGGGAGUGGGCCGCCGUAGUCUAAAAAACAAACUGUUGGUGUCAGACCCCCUGCGCUACGGGACCACCAUCCCCUUUACUUCGAGGAAGCCCAAGGUGGAUGAGAAGGAUGGACAGAUGUAUUCGUUCAUGACUCGCACUGAGAUGGAUAUGGACAUUAAGAACGGACGCUUCCUGGAGCACGGCGAGUACGACGGGAACCUCUACGGCACGAAGAUCAACUCCAUCCAUGAGGUGGUGGAUGCUGGAAAGAUCUGCAUCCUGGAUGUCAACCCACAGGCACUUAAGGUUCUGCGGACAUCAGAGUUCCUUCCCUACGUGGUGUUUAUUGAGGCUCCAGAUUACGAGGUCCUCAAAGCCAUGAAUAAGUCUGCCAAAGAAGCCGGAGUGAUGACUAAGCAGUUAACGGACUCUGAGCUGAAGAGGACAUUGGAUGAGAGCGAGAAGAUCCAGCGUGCCUACGGACAUUACUUUGACCUGAACAUCAUCAACGACAGCCUGGAGGGGGCCUUCUGCGGCCUGAAGACGGCACUGGAGAGACUGAGCUCAGAGCAGCAGUGGGUUCCUGUCAGCUGGGUCUUCUAA